This is a messenger RNA of Cladocopium goreaui, 375 nucleotides long. Lineage: Eukaryota; Dinophyceae; Suessiales; Symbiodiniaceae. The record is from the annotation of a GenBank genome assembly.
GCUGAUGACUUGGCGCUGGUGCUCCAAUCGCUGAGGUCCUUUGCUGCGAGCUUGACGAAGAUUGUGGCGGAAAAAAGGGAAGAGCAGAAGGCCAGAGAGAAACUGGCUGCCAAGUGGAAGGCGCAUGAAGAGAAACUGUUGGAAUCGCUGAUUGACACCUUCAAGAAGAAGUGCAUGCGAGAGGCGGAGCUGGAACGCUGUGAAGCGUCCAUUAGCUUCGCAUCGCUGGUCAGAGAAAUCUCAGAGUUUCCGACUCAUGUGAUCGUGGACUCACAGCACCUGGUUGAGAACUGGGGCGAUGGAGCUGCUUCGUGGUGGUACUACGUGCCUUGGAGCUGCUUCUUUAUACAGCACACUUCAGCACACUCUAGGUGA